ACACAUGCACACCUGCACCCCAACCACAGCCCAUGCUCACUGAGCCAGCUCCACAAACCAUGAGGCUGUCACUGACACUGACACUGCUGCUGCUGGGAGCCUGGGGCAUCCCAGGAGGCCUUGGAGACAGGGCUCCACUCACAGCCACUGCCCCGCAGCUGGACGAUGAGGAGAAGUACUCAGCUCAUAUGCCUGCUCACCUGCGCUGUGAUGCCUGCAGGGCGGUGGCCUACCAGAUGUGGCAACAUUUGGCAAAGGCAGAGGCCAAGCUUCACACCCGGGACUCAGGAGGGCAGCAGGAGCUGAGUGAAUCAGUAUACACAGACAUCCUGGACCGGAGCUGCUCCCAGACCUGGCAGGGCUACGGGGUCCGAGAAGUGAACCAGGUGAAACGUCUCACGGGCCCAGGACUCAGCAAGGGGCCAGAGCCAAACAUCAGCGUGAUGAUCACAGGGGGCCCCUGGCCCACCAGGCUCUCCAUGACAUGUUUGCACUACCUGGGGGAGUUUGGAGAAGACCAGAUCUACAAAGCCCACCAACAAGGCCGAGAGGCUCUGGAGGCAUUGCUGUGUGGAGGCCCCCAGGGGGCCUGCUCAGAGGAGGCACCUGUCACGAAGACAGAGCUCUAGUCCAACUGCUCCUUCCCCUUCCUGGUCAGCCCCUGAAGGGAGCUGGGCUUCCUCUGGAUCUGUCCUACUCCUUUGUGCAGGCUGCCUGGAGGGCAGGGAGGCCAUGCUUUUCUGUGCUGCCAUGGCCACCACCCCCCUCCUCAGGCUUUAGAACACUGGGGCCUGGUGUGUGUGAGGCGAGGCCUUCUCUUCUGGACUCAAAUAAAACCCAGUGACCUCCA
Molecule: messenger RNA, 850 nt
Organism: Lynx canadensis (Canada lynx)
Lineage: Eukaryota; Metazoa; Chordata; Mammalia; Carnivora; Felidae
Gene: MZB1
Product: marginal zone B and B1 cell specific protein
Biological process (GO): regulation of B cell proliferation
Cellular component (GO): extracellular region; endoplasmic reticulum chaperone complex
Source: RefSeq, a predicted model, not a curated record